AUGAGGCUCCCAGUGCUGUUCGCUUCCCUCCUCUGGCUCUGGGCCUUCUUGGCCAAGGAAGACGAGUGCCACUCCGCGGAAGGGAGCCCAGCCCGGGAGUGUGGAGGACCGCCUCUGAAAGUCAACGUCAGCAGCCAGGGGAGACCGACCAGCCUCUCUCUGAGCUGGGCAGCCCCAGAGCCAGGCCGUUUCAGCCAUGCCCUCUGCCUCACCUGUCUGCACCCCCUCGGCUCUCCUGAAGGGCGGCCGCUCCAGGUCCACACCAACGCGUCCAGCUUUGAGUUCCAGGGCCUGGUGCCAGGAAGUCGCUACCAGCUGGAAGUGACCACCCUGCGACCGUGUGGGCAGAAUGCCACUGUCACCCUCACUGUCUACACUGCCCCAUCGACCGUCUGCCACCUGCAGCUCCAUAGCCCUGGGAGCCCAUCCAGCCUGGAGGCCUCGUGGGGUGCUGCCCCAGGGGUGCAGGAUGGCUACCAGCUUCUCCUCUACCACCUGGAGUCCCAGACAUUGGCAUGGAAUAUCUCCGUGCCCCCAGGCACCCUGUCCUACAACUUUAGUGACCUGCUACCAGGUAGCAAGUAUGAUCUGGAGGUAACCACCUGCGCUGGCCACCUCCAGGGGAAGACCAGUGUCCAGCAGUGGACAGCCCCCCUGUCUCCGGAUCAGCUGGUGCUCUGUGCUCUGGGCACCAGUGCACUGCGAGCCACCUGGACGGGUCCUGCGGGCGCUGGCUGGCUAAACCUGGUGCUCACAGACCUCCUAGGUGGCACCAGUCAGACCGCGGUGGUCAGACAGGGGGUCUCCAGUCACACCUUCCUUCACCUCUCUCUGGGCACCUGCUAUGAGUUGGUGCUCAGCACUGCUGCUGGGCCCCAUCGGGUAGUGGGGCCCAAUGCCACCGGGUGGACCCGUGCCAUGAGCCUCAGGCCUUGCAUGCCGGUCCAGGAAUCUUCCAGUCCUUAUGUAGUUGUCUCCAUCAGCCACUGGGUGGCAGGCACCGUGAGGGGCGCUGGGGAUCGAUGGCAUGACCCCACCUUUGGGGACCUUGCUAGGCGCCCUGUCAGGACCUCACUCUCCUGCUCACCGUCCCCAGCCUGGCACCCCCCAGCAUUAGCCGCAGCCCCCGAGCUGGAGCCUGAGCCGGGGAUGGGAGUGAUGGUCGCACAGGGCAUGUUUGGGAAGGACGAUGGGCAGAUCCAGUGGAUCCAGUGGUACAUGGCUCGGCCUCCCCAGGAAGCCCUCAACCGCACGUGGUAUGACCACUACUAUGGAGAUCAGGACUCCUACCUAGUCAUCCUGCUCCCCAACCCCUUCCCUCCGGGGCACUGGGCUGUGCCGAGAUCCUGGAGGUGCUGUGGGCAGACCCAGGAGAUAUGUAAUGGGUGGCUCAAGCCGGGCUCCCAGUAUCGGUUCAGCGUCGUGGCCUUCACCAGACACAGCACUCCUAAGACUGUUCUCUCGUUCUCGGCCUUCUCAGAGCCCCGGAUUGGUGUCUCGCGGGCAGCAAUGCCCCCCACAGCGGCGGCGGGCAUCGUGGUGGCUGGCGUCCUCACCGUCUGUGCUGUGCUGGGCCUGUUGUACUGGAGGCGGGUGAGGGGGCAGAGCGAAGAGAAGAGCCACUUUUCCCAAGAGCUGACAGCUUACAACCUGCUGUGCUCCCACUGGCCGAUCCCCGUCCACAGCUUCUGGCAGAGCUACGAGGCCAAGAGCGUGCAUGCCCACCAGGCUUUCUUCCAGGAGUUUGAGGAGCUGAAGGAGGUGGGCAAGUAACAGCCCAGACUGGAGGCCGAGCCCCCCGCCAACACCGCCAAGAACCAUUACCCACACGAGCUGCCCUAUGACCACUCCCUGGUGCGGCUGGCCCCACUGGAGGGAGAGCCCCACUCGGACUACGUCAAUGCCAACUUCCUCCUGGGCUAUGCCCACUCGCAGGAGUUCAUCACCACGCAGGGGCCCCUCAAGAAGACUCUGGGGGACUUCUGGCGGCUGCUGUGGGAGCAGCAGGUCCGCGUCAUCCUCAUGCUGACCGUGGGCAUGGAUAACGGCCGGGUGCUGUGUGAGCACUACUGACCGGCCGACCCCACCCCUGUCAGCGGUCAUGUCACCGUCCACCUCCUGGCCUAGGAGCCCCAGGAUGAGUGGACCACGCGGGAGAUCCUGCUACAGUAUAUGGCCCAGCAGCAGCCACGGAGGGUGAGACAGCUGCAGUUCACCACGUGGCUUGACCACAGUGUGCCCGCAGCCCCUAGCUCGCUGUUGGCCUUCGUGGAGCUGGUGCAGGAGCGAGUGAGGGCCUCCCGGGGCCCUGGGCCCAUCCUGAUGCACUGCAGUGCGGGUGUCGGCCGCAGCGGCACCUUCGUGGCCCUGUUGAGGCUGCUGCAGCAGCUGGAGGAGGAGCGGGUGGUGGACGUGCUCAACACAGUGUACACGCUGCGGCUGCACCGGCCCCUCAUGAUUCAGACCCCUAGCCAGUACAUCUUCCUGCACAGCUGCCUCCUGAACAAGAUUCCGGAGGGGCCCUCGGACCCCUCUGAGCUCCAGCCCAUCACCGCGGCCAGCUUCACCCAGGCAUGUGCAGAGAGGGCGGCCAACACCAACGCCGGCUUCCUGCAGGAGUACGAGCUCCUGCUCCAGGUCAUCGGGGAUGACGCUGGCUCUCUGAUGCCCUGCCCUGGCCGUGAGCAGGACAGCACUGUCCCCUGUGAUCUCACAUUCCACCUUUCCUCAGACGCCCGUCCCCAGGUGGAGGAGACCCCCUCUCACGAGAUACCGGAAGCCUGGCUCUUCCCUGGCGGGCCUUCCGGCCGAGACCACGUGGUGUUGACUGGCCCCAUGGGGCCAGAGGAGCUCUGGGAGCUGGUAUGGGAGCGCGGGGCCCGUGUGCUGGUCUCCCUGUGCCCGCCUGACGCCGGGGAGAAGGUGAGGGAAGUCUGGCCAAUGGAGAAGCAGCCCAUAGCCCUGCAUGUGGUGACAGUGCGCUGGGUGGCUGAGAGCAGCAUGGCAGGCUGGCCCUGUACCCUCCUCAGGGUCACAUACGGUGAGAGCAGGCAGGAGAGGCUGGUGCAGAGCCUGCAGCUGCCGUGCUGGGAGCCGGGGCAUGCCCUCCCUGCCACCACCCUGCUGCCCUUCCUGGCCGCUGUGUGCCAGUGCUUCUCGGGGGACACGGAGAAGCCGGGCACGCUGCUCAGCCACUCCAGCCACGAUGCGGCCCCACUGGACACCUUCCUGGCCAUGGCCCAGCUGCUGCAGCAGGUUGGGGCUGAGGGCACAGUGGACGUCUUCAACGUGGCCCUGCAGCAGUCACAGGCCUGUGGCCUCAUGAACCUGACGCUGGAGCAGUACAUCCACCUCUUCAACUGUCUGAACCAGGCACUGCUGGACGGGCUUCCCUGAGUCUCUCAUGAGGCCGUGCAGGAGCAGAGGAGGCC
Messenger RNA from Equus quagga, 3431 nucleotides. RefSeq names its product receptor-type tyrosine-protein phosphatase V-like. Gene Ontology annotation, molecular function: cadherin binding; protein tyrosine phosphatase activity. Gene Ontology annotation, biological process: protein dephosphorylation; angiogenesis. Lineage: Eukaryota; Metazoa; Chordata; Mammalia; Perissodactyla; Equidae. The record is from RefSeq and is a predicted model, not a curated record.